Messenger RNA from Fusarium keratoplasticum, 498 nucleotides. RefSeq lists its product as uncharacterized. The transcript has a single exon. NCBI's taxonomy places the organism in Eukaryota, Fungi, Ascomycota, Sordariomycetes, Hypocreales, Nectriaceae. Bases 1 to 498 code for a protein of 165 amino acids. The record is from RefSeq and is a predicted model, not a curated record.
AUGUCGCCCUUUUCCAUCUUUUUGAAUAUAGCCAUACUCUUCGCUGUUGGCAUCAUGGCUCUCUCACCCCGAGACGCAAUCCAUGCCGAUGAUCUCGAGCACUACGACGAGUUCAUGGGUCGCCUGUCCCACACCCAGUUUCUCGAUAUGUACCUAGAAAAUCACCAAGUCAAGAUCGACGUCUACGAGCACCCAUCCAACCAUCUCACCCGAUCCGUCCACUUCAAGCCAAGCCCGAAUGCCGACAAGUAUUUCCACCAGGAGAAGGAACAGGCCAACCAGGUCCUGGGAGAACCGGAGCACUCGGGGGUAGAGGCUCGCGACCAUUGCAAGCGAGACGAGUAUGUUGGCAGAUCUGAGGCCCCGAACCUGUUUGAGAAACGCGCUUCCCGAUGUUAUCAGUUCUGCGGAACCAUCCGUCACUGUCGGGGUAACGGAGGUUGCCCGCACUGUUAUGCCAUUAGGAUGGGUUGUCUCUGGCAGAAGUGGUGCCGUUAA